GCAUUCCAGCAGGUCCUGAGGCAGAAUCCACCCAAGACCACAGACGGAGACCAUGGAGCCUCUCAAGCCCGAGGUCACGGGCUUCCCGAGCCUGGGAGUCAACGAGAAUCAUCAGGAGGAGCCGCGUGAAAUCAAGCAAGAGGAAAUGUCGCCUCCCAGAAACGGCGCGGCGGGAGAAGCAGGGGCUGAGUUUGCACGUCUGCUGGCGGCGGCAGCCAUAAAAGUCAAGAAGGAGAGAAACAGCGAUGGCGAAGAAGUCGACGAAAUUGGCGCGGAGGGGGCCGGCAACUUCGGCGCUGUAUAUCCGCGGUCUGUGGUCCCCGAAACCCGCGAUGUGGGCUGUGGCCGCAGCCCACAGCUUUUGGAAAUCAGAGAUCCCAGGCAGGAGGGACAGGUGCCCCAAGAAGCUGUCCAGGAGCCCGUGCAGCCAAGGAGGCAGCGUCGGGGCCCCCGUAUCCUGUUCAACCCGUGGCAGGUGUACCAUCUGGAGAGCUUCUUCCAGCGCAACCAGUAUCCCAACACCUUCAUGCGGUAA
This is a messenger RNA of Suricata suricatta (meerkat), 535 nucleotides long. RefSeq names its product homeobox protein ESX1-like. NCBI's taxonomy places the organism in Eukaryota, Metazoa, Chordata, Mammalia, Carnivora, Herpestidae. Bases 53 to 535 code for a protein of 160 amino acids. Gene Ontology annotation, molecular function: DNA binding. The record is from RefSeq and is a predicted model, not a curated record. The transcript is spliced from 2 exons.